This is a messenger RNA of Oikopleura dioica, 6291 nucleotides long. The record is from the annotation of a GenBank genome assembly. Lineage: Eukaryota; Metazoa; Chordata; Appendicularia; Copelata; Oikopleuridae.
AUGAAGCUUGGAGCUGCUCUUUUGGGCCGGUCUCUCGCAGCCGAGACAUGUUCUGCUCGCUGUGACGGUGGGGAGACCUCUGAAAACGCGCUUUGCAAUGCUGAGCCUUGUUCGGUCUACACUGACGGAUCAAAUGUAUUUGGCGAUGGAGGCACUUUUGACUCCCUAGAGAGCUGGAUUUGCUCAGCCGGAUGUUCAAUGGAACUUGUUCAGCCCGGGUAUUACUCUGACAACGCUGUUUUUGUCUCUGGAAGGGGCGUUCAGGGUUCCGCAGUAUCUAUGGAUAUUGAUGGUGAUUUGCUGUCAAAUCAGGACUAUAAAGGCCGUGUUUUCUUCAAGCCUGCUGCUGGCAACGAAGCUGGUACUGUCAAAAUGAUGGUUCGAAAUCAAAAGAAAGUCGACAGCUCAAAUCGAUGGAGUCAACUUUCAAGUACUAUUGAUGUCCCUGCUGGAACUGAAGACUCAAGUUGGAUUCCUGUGGAUUUUAAUUGGAACCCACGGGACUCUGUCAGCGGAUCGCCUCAGAACUUCAUCUAUCGGCUCUAUCUCCUGUAUGUCGGAGAAAACGGCCAGUUUGGGGACUACUACCAGGAUGAGUCCUUCAUUGUUCCAGCUGCUGAUCUGGUUUCAUUUACAUCUCUGAUUACUGAUGGCGACUUUGAAGCAGGAACGAGUAUGUGGUACGCACCAACUGGCUCAGAAGUAACUUACAUGAGAGAAGACAACGGCAACACUUAUCUUCUACAUCAUGGCAGAACCGGAAGCUGGCAAGGACCGAUUCACGAUCUUGAAAUCACGCCGGAACUGUUAUCUCAAGAUAUUGAAGCGACAUGGCGGGUCAAAUCGACUACUUCUGAGCAAGUUAGUCUCACUGGUAAAAUCGACGUCACCCUCUCCGAUGGCACCACUGUCAAUCUUCUUAUGCCGGGUUGUUCCGUUCCUGGAGGCGAUUGGAUGAAAGCAAGUGGAAUGGUCAACAUCGGGAAAAAUGUAGAAGAUACUUCUCAGGUAACGAAAGUAAGCUUCAAGCUUAGUGGUCCAGCAGCAGGAGUUGACAUUUCUCUCGACGAUGUGGACAUCCAUUUCUACUCUGAUGAUAAGUCCUGGGAGACAGCCGCCGACAAGAGAAUUAAUGCUUAUCGAAAAUCAAAUGUUCUCAUGAAUGUUAAUGUUCCAAACGCGAGCAAGGUUAAAGUAAAGAUGACAAAGAACGCCUUCAUGUUCGGUGGGAUGUGCGACAAAGACAUGCCAAAUGUCCUCGACGACUUUGAGAACGAUUUCUUUGAGCUUUUCAAUGGUGGUGUGAUGCGAAACGAAAUGAAAUGGUAUCACAAUGAGCGAUUAAUGGAUGUGUACAACUAUGUCGACGCAGAUUACAUGAUCGACCUCUUCGAACAGAAAAAUGCGACGCUUCGGGGCCACGCAGUCUUUUGGUCCGUCGACAAACACGUCCAGCAAUGGGUUCAAGACAUUACCGACAUGGCACUUCUUGAAGAACGAAUGAUGAUGCGAACUGAAGACGUCAUCGGCAGAUAUGCAGGACGAAUCCCUAACUGGGACAUUUUCAACGAAGUUGCUCACGGCGACUAUUUCAGGCGAAAUUUACCAGGUGGAGACGCAAUCUGGAGUAAAGUCAUGGACCGCAUGCUCGAAAUUGAUCCCAAUGUUGACCUCGUCUUCAAUGAUUACCAACUCAACACGGGUGAUUUCAGUGAGUGUUUUCUUGAUGUCACCUCUUCUAUCCAUCAUUAUCUCAGUCAUUAUGGGGUCCAGUCGCACACCAAGAAUCCUCGACCCCUUGCUAUUGAUCAGCGAAUGAAUGUGAUGGCUGGAAAGAAUCUAGAAAAUCGUCUGCUGAUCACUGAAUUUGACAACGAAGAAGUCGAUGUCGAUCGAAGAGCAGAAGAACUCGGUGAUUUUAUGAAAAUGACCUAUUCUCAUCCGAAUGUCGACGCCAUCAUUGUUUGGAGCUGGCUUCGAGAAAUUCAGAAACCAGAUUGGCAUCGCGCCAUGUUUGAGUCAAACGUAGAAGGAAUAGAGACUCAAAACCCGAUAAUCCCAAAACCUGAUGUUUGCGAUAAAUUCAACGUACUCUGUAACUAUCCGCUAAACCCAAACGCCGCGGGUUACAGAUGGCUCGAACUCGUCAAGAACGAAUGGAAUACAACUUCUGGCCAUGCGAAUACCCCUGAGCUGACACCAGCGCUUCUCGCUGAUGAAGGUGUCAGUCUCUUCAGAGGAACUUAUGAUGUCACUGUUUAUGACGCAUCAGACAACCUUCUCCACACACAGACAAUUCACGUGACUGAUCACGAUGCUUGCAAAUCGCUUACAAGAAUCAACUUUGAAAGUCUGGCGGAGAUCGAAGCACUUGCACCGUCUCUCGUCAUGAUGGGAACGACCACCACUCCUGUAAUUGAAGAAAUGGCCGGAUGGGUGAAGAAUGCUGUCAGAAUCACUGGUCGAACAGCACCGUGGAAUAACAUGGCUCUUGAUGCGUCACUUUUGCCUACUGGAGCUGAGAUCUUCUUCGGCGGCGCUUUUCGAAUCGUUGAACCUCUUGAUGCUCCUGUAUCCGCUUUCAUUACUGUCAAACGGAUGAAAGAUGAUGGAAGCUGGGCUUACUCCCAAAUCGAUCGAAUAGAAAUCCCAGCUGAAGAAGUCAACGACUGGCACACAAUCGGAGGAGCCCACACCAUCCAAAACGGCGACGAUAAAAUUUACCUCGUUGUCAAGGACUACAUCGGUGAUCUCCUCGCAGAUAGCUGGUAUGCCGACAAUCUUGCCGACUACAAAGCUUGCAACGAGAACACUUUCACCAUCGAAGAUACUGGAUCGCCGCCAGAUCCAUGCGCCGAUGUUACCUGCGGCGAAAACGAAAGUUGCGUCGAUGGAACUUGUGAGUGCAGCAAUGGCUUUAUUUUUGAUGAAUCAACGCAGACAUGCGUCGCCGAUUCAACGUAUUCCUUCACUUCUUCUUUCGGAACAACGUUCAAAGGAGAAGUAACUGACGCUGGAACCGUCCACUUCAAGGGUAUUCGAUACGCCGAGUCUCCAACUGGCGAUCGUCGAUGGAAAGGCCCACUUGCCACGACGACUUAUCCGACUGAAUACGACGCUACUCAGUACGCGCCAAAAUGCAUGACUCGCGGCUGGAAUGCAAACAGCCCCACUGCUGAUGAGACAAGUGAAGAUUGCUUGUUCGUCAAUGUAAUGACAAAAUCAGAAUAUAUCGAAAGCGGCGAGAAAAAGCCCAUUAUGGCGUACAUUCACGGUGGCGCUUAUAAUUUCGGAGAUGGUCGAGUCGAGUAUAACAAUCUUGUCCUUGAUCAGGGAGUCAUCUACGUCUCGAUCCAGUACCGACUCGGCCCAUAUGGAUUCCUUUACCAUGAAGGUGCGGAUACACCCUACAAUGGAAACUGGGGAUUACUCGAUCAAAAUGUCGCGCUUCAGUGGAUUCAACAAUUUGCUGGCGAGUUCGGAGGUGAUGUCAAUCAAGUAACUUUGAACGGCUGCUCUGCUGGUAGUGCUUUGACCUGGUGGCACUUGACCGUGCCAGAAUCCUGGCCACUCUUCCAUCGGGCGAUAACAAACGGUAUCGGCGCAUAUGCCAGUUUUGGAAACAACUCCGACAUUGAGAUCAGCAAGGGCUACGUCGACUACACCAUGGAUCAAGUCGGCUGCAGCAAUAUCGCGUGCCUUAGAUUAAAGACUCCAUCCGAGCUCAACACGCAUUUUACUGACGCCAUCAAGCAAGUUUACAAUCCAACGAAAAUGUACUUGUCGCCAGGUUUUGCUCCUGUUGUUGACGGACUCAUCAAAACGAAAUCAACCCUUGAGUCGCUUCUUGCAGGAGAGAUUAGGCCUAAUACUCCUAUUUCUUGGAAUUACGCUCGGGAUGAUGCCUGGGGAAUGGUCGAUGGCGCAUUCAAUGAUGCUACUGAUAGACUCGACGUUUUUGCUGGACGAGAAGACGAAAUCUCCGCUGCUCAAUCUGCAUCCGGGUUCCAUGUUCCUUCUGAUUAUUCCGAUCAGAUCCUCCGAGCCAUCUAUGGAGACGCUCAUUUCACCAACCAUCUCCAAAGCACUUUUGGCUGUUCUGAUGUUGACGGUGUCGCUCAAGAUUGCCAAGACGCACUAAGCAGAUUCGGUGUUGCUCACACUUGGACUUGCAACACUCAAUACGGCUUUACUGGCGAGGCUCUUACCAAUCCCGAUAUCGGACCAAUAUACCCCAUGGAAUUGAGCUACAAAACUUGCGAAAAUAACGAUCAAAAUGAGAAAACGCGAACUUGCCACUGCGCUGAUAACCAAAUGAUCAUGGGCAAUCAAAUCAUCGGUCCUUGGCUUCCAGAAGACGAGCAGUUUUUCAAACUCGGCAUGCGCAACUACUGGGGUGAGUUUAUCAGGACAGGUACUUUCCCAACAGGGGAUUUCGGAACGAUGAAACCAAUCACCGAGUUGAAUGGCGAUCUGAACUUGAUCGACAUCACCGGAAUUCGACAAGAACCAGCCUAUGCCGAAGAAUGCGCCGCUUUGAACGCUCUUGCUGACGAGAUCGGCUACCUUGAGCUUUACAACAAUGGAUAUUUUCACGUGGAUGAGCCUGAGAACCCAAACGAAUUCUCUUUCACAACUUCUGACGGAACAACUACGUUCACUGGAGAAAAAACAGCUUUCGACAACAUCCAUUUUAAAGGGAUCAAAUUCGCAGAAGCUGAACGAUGGGCGCCUCCAGUCAUGAAGACCAGCUACCCAGCUUCUGUUGACGCAACAACCUACGGUGCUGCCUGCAUGAAUGCUAACUGGACUCCAAAUACCGCGAGCCCACCUGAGUACUCAGAAGAUUGCCUCUUCAUCAACGCACACACCAAGGCCGAAUACAUCCAAAACGGAGAAAAGAAGCCAAUUUUGAUCUUUGUGCAUGGCGGUGGUCUACAGGGCGGAAACGGCUACGAAGAAUUCGAUGCGCUGAUCUCCAACGAAGAAGUUGUCAUGUUCUCUAUUCAGUACCGAGUUGGCCCGUAUGGAUUCAUGUACAAUCACGAUUCAGUAGAAGAACACAAGGGCAACUGGGGAUUCCUCGAUCAGCAGAUGGCGCUCGCUUGGGUUCAACAAUGGGGAGGUGAGUUCGGAGGUGAUGUUGAUCAAGUGACAAUAGCUGGCUGCUCCGCGGGCGGUCAAUCUAUUUGGUGGCAUCUCACCAUGCCCAGUUCCUGGCCAUACUACCAUCGAGCAAUUACAACUGGAAUCGGUGUCGGCGGCACCUGGAACACUACUGCUAAUUUGGAAGUGAAUAGAAUGUACAACGAGUACGUUGCGUUGCAAAUGGAAUGUGAAGACAUCGAUUGCCUUCGAACAAAAACACCAGAGGAACUCAAUCCUCUCUUCAAAGCUGCUCCAAGCAUGUUCUUGUUGGACGGAAUCUUCCACGACGCUCAGUAUGGUCCGCAAGUGGACGGAGUUUUGAAGAGCAAGACGAAUCUCGAAUCGCUCUACGCUGGAGAAAUCAGGCCCAACACGCCGAUUUCCUGGAAUUACAACAGGGAUGAUGUUUGGAACCUCCUCGACGGUGAAUUUGCUAAAAUGGUCACACGUCUUGAUGAGCUAAAAGACAAGCUGGACGAUCUUGAGGCACUUCAGAUUUCUUCUGGCUUUGAAGUCCCAUCAGAUUAUACCGAUCAAAUGCUCCGAGCUUCCUAUGGCGAUGAAUUCUUCGCCACUUACAUUGAGCCUGUUUUCAGCUGCCCUAAUAGAGAGAAUGGUGAAGUCGUAGACUGCAAGCCAGCGAUGAAUCAAUUCCAAAACGCUCAAAAAUGGAGCUGCAACACGCAAUUUGCUCUUUCGGGCGCGCCAAUGACCGAUCCUAACAUCGGGCCUAUCUAUCCAUUGGAGCUUACUCACGAAAACUGCGUCUCUGACACUCGAGUCUGUCACUGCCACGACAAAUUUAUCCUCUUUGGAAAAGCGGCGAUCUACCCUGGACUUGGGGAUAAAGAGAUUGAUUUCCGAACCGCUAGUCGUGAAUACUGGGGCGAAUUUAUCAGAACAGGGACCUUCCCGAAUGGACAUUUGGGCGAAAUGAAAACGAUCUCAGAAUUGAAUGGUAAGUUGAAUUUGCUCGACGAAGACGGAAUCGUCCAUGACUAUGCGUACGAGCAAGAAUGUGCAGCUCUGAAUGCUCUUGGAGACGAAAUUGGACAUCUUCGAAUGUACCAGAACGGAUACUACCACAAAUAUGACCAAGAACAAAUAUAUUUUCUAAUGAAGCUUUUCCAUCUUUACUGCUGA